UCCACUAAACAAACUUCUACCCCUAUAUAAGGGCAAGCACGAGUUACCGAGAUUGGCCAGGCCAACAAAGCACUAGUACCCCCCCCCUGCAGCUGGUCAAUUAAAUUGAUGAUGGCUUCCGCUCAAAACCCUUCAGAUCAAAGUUGUCUGUCCUUGGACCUCGAGGCUCUAAGCUACAUCAACAGCCUCGUAGAAGCAUUCCGCGCCUUCGACUCCGACAGCGACGGGCAAAUCACCGUCGACGAGCUUCGAGGGAUCAUGGCAUCCCUCGGCUGCGAGAAGGGCGAGAGAGAGGCGAAGGAGAUGAUGAGGCACUGGGAUACGGACCGGGACGGCAUGCUGAGCGUGGAGGAGUUUCUGGAGGCGAACGUGGGGGCCGAACACGACUUCGGGGAGCUCGGCAGCCUGCUGGAGGCUGCGGCGGGUGCCCCAGUGGUGGUCAGUCGGUGCGAUGAGGACGGAGCGGUGGCAGCGGAGGAGAUCGCGAACGUGAUGAGCCGCAUGGCGGGGGUGAGCAUAGACGAGUGCAUGGAUAUCAUUGCUUGCUUGGAUGGGGACGGGGAUGGAGCCAUUACCCUCGAUGAUAUUAAGGUGGUGGCUGCAUUGAUAUAACUAACUAAUUUACUACUAGCAUGAAAAGAGUACAUAUAUAGUAAGUGAAAGCUUGCAUGCAGUGCGAUAUAUAUAUAUAUAUAUAUGUAUUGAAAAAAUGGCAAGUGUGUGAACUAAGAAAGCACGUAUGUAUGAAUAAUGGCCAUUACUAUGUCUCUCAAUAAAGACUAUGCUUCAAAAGCAACUGAGCACUAAA
Molecule: messenger RNA, 808 nt
Organism: Ananas comosus (pineapple)
Lineage: Eukaryota; Viridiplantae; Streptophyta; Magnoliopsida; Poales; Bromeliaceae
Product: probable calcium-binding protein CML29
Exons: 1
Coding region: 109-612 (167 amino acids)
Molecular function (GO): calcium ion binding
Source: RefSeq, a predicted model, not a curated record